CGCGACAGGUAUCUGUGGUAGAUGCGCGGCAAACGGCGUCGAGUAACGACGUCUCUUCGGUUGUUUGUGUCUAAAAGAAUUUGUUGGCACGAAUGACGCCGGUAAAAUUAUUACAACUCGAUUCUUCUAUUUUUAUAGUGGCAUUAAACAGUGAUGUGGUGUGAAAUGUGUUAUUCGUACUAAUCUUCAAGCUUUGGGAAAUCUCUUGCUGGAGAAUCUUAGGUACAGCAGCAUCGUAAACAGGCAUAAUGAAUAAGGAAGGAUAGUAAGCUGCUGACGGAAGAAGAAACUAGAUUGUCAACUGUUAUAUUACGUAGAAGACAAUCCAAGGACGUAAGGAAUACAGUUACACCGAAGGAAGCGAAAAUGGGCUGCGCUUCGCAGUGUGCCAAAUACUUUCUUUGUUUUUUCAAUUUCGUUUUCUUUGUAGCCGGAGGAGCUGCGUUGGCCGUUGGAAUUUGGCUGUGCGCCGAUAGCAGUUCUUUUGCUGAUGUCAUCGGCAAGCUUGACCAGUCAGAUAUUCUGACGAAAACGGAUGCGGAUGUCAUCAAGAUAAUAUCGUACAUCUUGAUUUUGGCAGGAGCGCUUACCUUUCUGAUUAGUUUCUUAGGUUAUUGCGGAGCUAUGUUUGAAUCUCGAUGCCUUCUCUGCGUUUACGGUGUUCUUAUUCUUCUGAUCUUAAUUCUGGAAUGUGUUGCAGUAGGUUUAGCUUUUGGACUUAAAGGGGAUGCGGAAAAAACUACGCAAAACUUUCUCAAGACCACAAUUAAAUACUAUGCCAGUAACAUUGAUAAAGCAGAAACAGUAACAGUUGCUUGGGAUGGUAUAAUGACUCAGCUUCAUUGCUGUGGAGUAGAUAAUUAUUUGGACUUUAGGGAGAGUGCAAACUGGACAUCGUCGGAUAAAGUCGUUCCUGAAGCAUGUUGUAUGAAGGAAAACAAUAUGUUGAAAGAUCCAACCUGCCCUAUCAACCCCACUUCUUCUAAUUCCUAUUAUCAACAGGGUUGUUAUAAUGCAAUAAUGAGGACAAUCGAAGCGAACAAGGCAGUAGUAAUCGGUGUCGCGAGUGGACUAGCACUUGUCGAAAUUCUGGUCAUCAUUUUAGCUUUACAUCUAGCCUGCUGUUAUUGGCGACCACAACACGGUAGGCUUGCACUUUUCACUGACGCCUCUAAAUGAAUCAAAUGAAUAUUCUUUUGGAAGAGUGAAUAAGAACAAUUACUAAUAACACGAAGAACGAUUAGAAAGAACUAUUUUCUAUGAAAGACAAUUUAAAGAAGUUGAAACACGUUUCUCGUGAAAACUUAAUAAAAACGUUCUUUUAGCUUGCGUCGACAUGUCGUCGAAACAGGCUUGGUGAAUUAACAACAACGGAGAUGUUGUAUUUGCAUUUCUCAAGUAAGACUUAGAAAAUUAAGUUACUUUGAAACUUUUUCCAAUUCAAGUAAACCUCAAUUAGUAUAAUUAUUUUCUUUUGAUCGAAGAGGACGUACGAUCAUUUUUCUCUUGAUAAAAGAAUCAAUGUUAAAGAAAAAAGAAAUAUAGAAAUCAUAAUUCAAAUAAUUUUGAAUAAUGAUCAUUAAAGUCGCUAUCUUCUGUUAUUGAAAUUGUAAUUGAUUAAGUUUUAUAAUAAUUAUAUUAAAAAUAAAUUAUCGUUAUUUAUGUAAUAAGUUCAUAUAUUUACAGUUAUGUAAACAGAAUUACUUAUUUAAAAAGUUAAAAACUUAGAGAAAGUAGAUUUUGUAUACUUAUGCAGUAGUAUAAUAGUGUAGUAUAACUUUUUAUAUUUUUCUUACGGUUGUGCAAUUUUUGCAAAUACUUUAAAUGAUAACGAACUUAAGCAGUUCACGCAAUCAUUUGUGCAUUCACAUCGCGCACACAAAACAUUUUCGUUUGCAGUUUUAACUUGUUGGUGCUGCUGUUGACCCGAUACACUAAACAGCGAACUCUUCGCACCUUCGUGGCUCCUUUCUUCACAGAAGUGAAACAUUCGUUUAAGCUUACUAGAAACUAGCCCAGGAUACAUAUUUUCGUCAUCUACAUUAUUAUAUUUUGUUGCUUUUUUAAAAAGUUCAACAAACAUUUCGACAUAUCUUAGUAUAUAUAAAUAAAAA
Messenger RNA from Osmia lignaria (orchard mason bee), 2114 nucleotides. The record is from RefSeq and is a predicted model, not a curated record. Lineage: Eukaryota; Metazoa; Arthropoda; Insecta; Hymenoptera; Megachilidae.